AUGCCCUUAACGUAUAAGCUGUGUCAUUAUAGGCCCGUCAAUGUAGUCUGCUGGAAACGCGCCAUAUGUUUGGAGUUCAUGGAUAAGGCUGAUGUUUUGGAAUAUUAUGAUCAAACAGUAAAUUCUCCCAGCGGCUCCUUCUAUAUUCCUGCUGUAUUGAGGGUCCCGCAUUUGCUACAAGUUGUGAAGAGAAGAACAGUGAAAAGAGGCCUCAGUCGUAAAAGUAUUUUAAACCGGGACAAUUUUAUGUGUCAGUACUGUUCUUCCUGUGAGAACUUGACCGUUGAUCAUGUCCUGCCAAUUGCUCGAGGGGGAAACUGGACCUGGGAAAAUCUGGUUACUGCCUGUGCCAAAUGCAACUCAAAGAAAGGUCAGAAAACCUUGGAGGAAGUAAAUAUGAGAUUGAUGAAGGUUCCCAAGGCUCCUAAGGACUAUGACAUACUUGCCAUACCGUUAACCUCUCAAGCAAUAAAGAUGCUGAAAAUGCGGAAAGGGAUGCCGGAAGAGUGGCAGCAGUACCUCUCAACCCAAUGA
Striga hermonthica is the source of this 534-nucleotide messenger RNA. NCBI's taxonomy places the organism in Eukaryota, Viridiplantae, Streptophyta, Magnoliopsida, Lamiales, Orobanchaceae. The record is from the annotation of a GenBank genome assembly.